GUGAGAUUUACGCUGAGGAGGAAGAGAAUCUGUCAACAACGCAGGCUGAGAAGUCUUUUACAGCUGUUUCGUCAUGACAACAGUCCAAGUGCCUGAUAGACCCGUUGAUUUCAUUUCUGCUGAAACUUCAUGGAUCUCGGCGUGUCCUGGUGGUCUGUGGGAGGUGCGCCGAAGGUGGCUUGGAGAAAGACAACGAGGAGACUGCACGCCUAUGAUGGGGUCACUAUGUAAGGUCAAAGUGCGCCGAAAAAGUAUUACAGAGCAGAACACACUACAAAGUAAUUCGCUCUGCCAACUAAACGAGCCUGAAUCAACAGUCAGUGUUGAUUCUAGUGAGCAAGCUACCUCAUAUCCUCGCUCCCAGGACUCUGUUCUGCAGGUUCCACUGGAUGAAUGGUUCAUGUUGCACAUGGGUGAAGGGCAGUGUGACAUUGUAGAGGGCUGUCUGGAUGGAAUGAGGGCUGGAGAGAUGUGUGAGUUCACAAUAAGUGCCUGGAACGCAAGGGAUUCCAACGCUGCUUGCAGUGAUUCUAAUAGUACCCAGAUUGAAAAUAAAACAGGGCAAGGAUUGCCUCAACAGCCUCUCUGCUUCACAGUUCAGCUCCACUCAUUAUCCCCUGGUCAAGAGUCAUGGCAAAUGACUCCUGAAGAAAAAUGGGCUUGGGUACAGUCUUACAAGCUGAUGGGUGGUCAGCGGUUUGGGAAGGGAGAUAUCUGGGGUGCAGCAGACUGCUACUGCAGAGCUGUAAAACUGGCCAUAACUUUAAAUGCCCAGACAAGAGGAAAAACAGAGGAGUCAGAAGAAGGUAUGGAUGGAGAUAACGAUACAUCUUUGGCAACAUCCAAUGAUGAGAAAAAGGAGGAAGAAAAUGUUGGUGACUCUUACAUCCCGACUGAGGAGGACUACAAAACUGUAAAAGCAGAACUUCACUCCAAUCUCUCUUUGUGCCAGCUUAAGUUAGGGCUGCUUGUAAAAUCCAGAGAUAGUAGUAUCAAAGCUACUGAGCUAAACCCAAAGAGUACUAAAGCCUGGUAUCGACUAGGGCAAGCUUGCUUGCAGCUGGGGGAACUAGAGGAGUCCCGUAUGGCCUUUGGAAAGAUUCUGGAACUCCAGCCUGACUCUGCAUCAGCUCGUGCUGCCUUGAAACAAGUCAACUCCAAAUUAAAGGACAUAAACAGUAAACUCGGUCAGAGGCUAAGCAAGAUGUUUAACUAGGAAAUGUAGGCUGUAGAUGGAGUUGAUAACAGUCUUGAUUGAAUGAAUAUGUCUUAAACAGUAAUUAUAUUAUGAAAAUGAUGACUAAAGUAAAAUGUCUAUCAACAGUCCAUUGCUGCAGUAUGUUGUUUUGUUAUUGGGCAAAUUGAAAUGUUCAUAGGUUAUGUUUUUGGGCUAUACUUGUUGUUUAGUUGCAGUUGAUAAAACUAGUUUACUGGUUUACGUACUGUUUACUGUAUGAGUAGUAUAUAUACUAUCUUAAUGUCAAUGUUUAAAACUAUAUUAACUUGAAACUUCUGGAAAGUUAUGUGGGUACU
Molecule: messenger RNA, 1533 nt
Organism: Xyrauchen texanus (razorback sucker)
Lineage: Eukaryota; Metazoa; Chordata; Actinopteri; Cypriniformes; Catostomidae
Gene: fkbpl
Product: FKBP prolyl isomerase like
Exons: 3
Coding region: 74-1216 (380 amino acids)
Molecular function (GO): protein binding
Source: RefSeq, a predicted model, not a curated record